ACCUGGAGGUGUUUCUUAAAAGAAAAAUACAUGAUCAUUCACACAGAAUAAUCUACACACUGCCUUGGCAACUGUACCUUCCUGAACAGCGCCUCUUUACAGUAGCCUACCAACUGUACAAGCAUCACGCGCAUGGGCUGGGAUCAGCAGGUAGGUGGAGCCAGCACAUUUUGCAAAUCUUACGCAAGAAUCGCGGAAUCCUGAUCAACCGCAGAGAGGCAAUAAUGUGGGCGAUGGUGUGUCGGUGUUACUCCUGUGUUUUUUCCAAGGUAGAGUGCUAAAGAGAGAUGGGCGUGACAACGGGCUGUCUGGACCACGAAUAGUCUCCGGGAGGAAAGAGCAUCUCGCAGUCUCCGAUGUACCCGAUGACAACGGAGAGGCAAUGCCGACUGUCCGGUCCAAUGGUUGUUCCAUCCAGCAUAGCUUCGCAGGUGGUGUUUUAACAACGGCACGACGUCCGAUAUUGAGGCCGCACGGGGAUUGACACAAUCCAAAAGGGAAUAAAAAAUCUAACGGACCUCCUUCGGCACACAUUAGCGGGUUGUGGCAGUGGGUUGAUUACAAAGUGCGUGGCAGAGAACAGCUGUGAGCCCACAUUGUGGCCGGCGGGCAUGGUUUUGGAGGGUAGCUCGGAGGCCCUGUGUCCCCCGCCCUCACUGGAGCUGCGCCCGUCCUGCAACAAGAGCCCCCUGGGUUCAUGCUCCACGCCCCACGACGGACUCUUCCCCGGGGACAAGGAGCCCGUCAAAUACGGGGAGCUCAUCGUCUUAGGGCACAAUGGUUCCUUGGCCAAUGGGGAUAAGGGGCGAAGGAGAAGUCGCCUGGCCCUCUACAAGAGACCCAAAGCCAACGGGGUCAAACCUGAUGUCAUCCACAAUGUCUCGACCCCUCUGGUGUCAAAGGCCCUCAGCAACAAAAGCCAGCACAGCAUCUCUUACACCCUGUCCAGGAGUCACUCGGUCAUUGUAGAGUACACUCACGACACCAACACAGACAUGUUUCAGAUCGGGCGUUCUACAGAGAGCAUGAUUGACUUUGUGGUGACGGACACAGCGGGCAGCAGCACCAAUGGUGGUGGCGGUGGGUGGCAGGUCCAGGGGGCGGCAGGCGAGGGGGUCGGAGGAGGGGGGCAGUCGGCCCAGAGCACAAUCUCCCGCUACGCGUGCCGCAUAAUGUGCGAGCGCAACGCCCCUUACACGGCCCGCAUCUACGCCGCCGGCUUCGACUCCUCCAAAAACAUCUUCCUGGGGGAGCGGGCUGCCAAAUGGCGAACGUCAGACGGCUUGAUGGGCCUGACCACCAAUGGCGUGCUGGUGAUGCACCCGGCGGGAGAUUUUGUGUCGGAACGGCGCCAGGCGUGUGGCGGGAGAUUCUCGGUGUGGAACGUCUUCGCCCUGCGGGAGACGCGCUCGGCCCAACAGAGGGGAAAUUGUAUAUGUGUGGAGAACGAGUCCAACACCCUGCAGGACGGCUCUCUGAUUGACCUGUGCGGCGCCACCCUCCUGUGGCGUACCCCGACGGGCCUGCGCCGCACCCCCACCCUCAAGCAGCUGGAGUCCCUCCGCCAGGAGCUGAAUGCCGCCCGGCCCCAGUGCCCCGUGGGUUUCAACACCCUGGCCUUCCCCAGUCUGGCCCGGCGAGAGAUUGUUGACAAGAAACAGCCCUGGGUCUAUGUCAACUGUGGUCACGUGCACGGCUACCACAACUGGGGCUACCGGAAAGACAAGGGCCACAACGUGGGCCCCGGGGGGACGGCUCCGGCGAGUACCGGGGAGAGGGAGUGCCCCAUGUGCCGGCGCGUGGGCCCCUACGUGCCCCUGUGGCUUGGCUGCGAGGGUGGGCUGUACCUGGACGCUGGGCCACCGACGCACGCCUUCUGCCCCUGCGGCCACGUGUGCUCUGAAAAAACUGUGGCGGGCUGGAGCCAAAUCCCGCUGCCGCACGGAACGCACGCCUUCCACGCCGCAUGCCCCUUCUGCGGCACCUGGCUGACUGGCGAGCAGGGGCACAUCAAACUCAUCUUUCAGGGGCCCGUCGACUGAGGCUGGAGCUGAGUGGCUGAGAUAGGGGGCAGGGUAGAGGGAAGGUGGACUGGGGAAAUGUCUAAAAGGACUGUCUAUAAGGAAAAGUGAAGGGACAAGAAUAGCAAAGACUGUCGAAAUGACGAUGGACUGAACUGAAGAAAAGAGGCAAACGUGAUGGAAGUAGAUGAUGCAUAAAUGGCAUUUGAGUUGUAUUUGGGGAAGAUGUAAAUAAAAGGUGUUGAAAUGAA
Messenger RNA from Salvelinus sp. IW2-2015, 2272 nucleotides. The record is from RefSeq and is a predicted model, not a curated record. Lineage: Eukaryota; Metazoa; Chordata; Actinopteri; Salmoniformes; Salmonidae.